GGUACAACCAGGAGAGACAAACAGAUCAAUAAGCACUACCUGCACCAGUCAAGAACUCACAAUUACCGUCAGUGCCCGAGGAGAAGAUGCCAUUUGAAAAGAUUUCCCAAGAUUUCAGCACAGAUGGGCAUUCAGUCUCUCACCGUCAAAGAUUUCGACAAGGUCUGUUUGCAGAUGGAAGCAGACCUGCGUUUCCACACCACCGACUGGUUAUACUGAGUCUGAGCCUGCUGAAUGCUGUUCUGCUGAUAGCUGCUGUUGUCAUUGGGAUCUACUGUGUCAAAGCCAAAGACUUUCAGGUUUCAGAUUCAGCUGUUUCACCCUUGUUGAUUGAAAUGAACCAUCUCCGCAACCACAGUGGUAUCGUCAAAGAGAGGCUGGAGGCCCAGGCAAAACUGGUGAAAGAGCGCGCCAACCACGUGCAACUGAAGCUCCAGGUGAAGCAGAUGAAGGUCGAAAAUGAUUUGCUUCAGCGACAAAUUGAGACACUAAAUGCAGCGAAAUCAAAUCUCCAGACAAAUAAAACUCUGUUAGAGGAAACCUGCGGCAGAUGCCCAACAGGAUGGCUCCUUCUUAAAACAUCCUGUUAUUAUUUUUCUCACCAUGAAAUAAACUCCAGAAAGAACUGGACGGAGAGCAGACAAUACUGCAUUAAUCAGGGCGGUGACUUGCUUGUGAUCAAUAACUUGGAAGAGCAGCUCCUCAUAACCGACAACUUUCAAAAAGUGAGCAGCUCUGGCAUAUGGUGGCAGAAUGGAUACUGGAUCGGCCUCACUGAUGUGGUGACAGAGGGAACGUGGGUCUGGGUUAACAAUGUGACCGAGGUGGAUUCAAUGUACUGGAGAAGUGGGCAGCCCGACAGCUCUGGUGAGGAGAAGAAGAACUGUGCUGCUUUUCUUUUCUUUACCGAUAAUGUGAAGACGUUUUACAAUGUAGAAUGUAGCAGCAAACAGCUGAACUGGAUCUGCGAGAUGGAGCCAAAGCAAACCACAAGGGGAUCUCAAUGAUGAUGUUAUUAAAUAAUAAUAGCAAUAAUGUCAUAAAAUCUCUCAAAUAAAUUAGCUGUAACUUGACAUGUGAAAAAUCGUGUUAUACACUACUGUAA
Molecule: messenger RNA, 1105 nt
Organism: Oreochromis niloticus (Nile tilapia)
Lineage: Eukaryota; Metazoa; Chordata; Actinopteri; Cichliformes; Cichlidae
Product: CD209 antigen-like protein E
Exons: 6
Coding region: 87-1007 (306 amino acids)
Source: RefSeq, a predicted model, not a curated record